Vanessa tameamea is the source of this 1499-nucleotide messenger RNA. RefSeq names its product dolichyldiphosphatase 1-like. The transcript has 5 exons. Gene Ontology annotation, molecular function: dolichyldiphosphatase activity. Lineage: Eukaryota; Metazoa; Arthropoda; Insecta; Lepidoptera; Nymphalidae. The coding region runs from base 174 to 911 and encodes 245 amino acids. Gene Ontology annotation, biological process: protein N-linked glycosylation; lipid biosynthetic process. The record is from RefSeq and is a predicted model, not a curated record. Gene Ontology annotation, cellular component: intracellular membrane-bounded organelle; endoplasmic reticulum membrane.
GUGAAAGUGUCGCUGUGAACGUAUCAUGUCAUGAUUGAAACGUCAAAAAAUGAUUGUAAAAUCGUAUGAUAUUCCUUAUUUUUUGAUAACUAGACAACGCUGUAACUUAUUUCAAAGGCGAUACAUUUGACUUUACUUAUAACUCGCAUUUAAGCGUAUGAUUUGGAAUAAAAAUGGAAAAUAUAGCUUCGCCAGUGAGCGAGGUUUUUAUAAAUAACGAUGCAAUUGAAUGGCAACCUCUUGCUCUAACUUUAGUCGAAUAUCCAAAAGGUGAUCUCUUUGGUAAAUUUCUUGCUCUUAUGAGUCUAGCCCCCUUUGGAAUAGGCGCCGGAUUUGUAACUUUAAUACUAUUCAGAAGAGAUCUUCAUACUAUAGCUUUUUUUUUUGGUACACUAGUCAAUGAAUUAUUAAAUAUAAUAUUAAAGCAUUUGAUAUGUGAAGCACGGCCACUCAGCAGGGGACACUUGUAUAAUGAAUAUGGAAUGCCAUCAUCGCAUGCUCAAUUUAUUUGGUUUUUUACCAUUUAUGUGCUAUAUUUCUUUGCUAUAAGAUUGCAUCAUAUAAAUAAUAACAGCAUUAUAUCUGCCUUAUGGAGAAUCAUAAUUGUGGGUAGCUGCUUUAUAAUGGCUUUAAUUGUAAGCUUUGGAAGAGUUUAUCUCCACUAUCACACAACAGCACAAGUCGUUGUUGGUGGUGUUGUUGGAUUGAUUUUUGCCACAAUAUGGUUUACAGUGGUGCAUAGAGUACUGACUCCAUUGUUUCCACAGCUUGUUACUCUAAAGCUUUGUGAAAUGCUUAUGAUAAGAGAUACAACUUUAAUACCAAAUGUGUUGUGGUUUGAAUAUACUACAACAAGACAAGAAGCUCGAGCACGAGGCCGCAAGAUGGCUGCCUUAAAACCUAUCCAAUGACGGUGCGCCUGCGCGCGCGCUCCCGACAUCUGCUUGAGGCUACGCGCGUGACGUUUCAUUGCCGCCGGAGCCAUAGCAAUUCUUGGCGGCUUUAUUAUAUCUAAAUCAGAACCUCGUUCGAUACUAUCAUAUUGACAUCUAAUUAUGACAUAUAUAUUCACAGGACUUGUUCAUAAUAGUAAGUUAUCAAUCUGUCUUCUUUGUUUUCACCUCUAUAAUUGUAUGUUAAAUCUUUUUGUUUUAAUAAACAAUUUAAUUUUUUAGCUAGUAGAAUAUGUUUGUUUUAGAUCACUAUUAGCAAAUUAUAAAAUUGUUUCAAUUAAUUUUACAUAGUUUAUCCAAAGUGCAAUUUAAAACUGACUACCUUAAUCAUAAGAUAAGUGUUAGAUUUAUCUUUUACUUUGUUGAUUAUUGUCACAUUUGAGACUAAAUCCCAGUCCAUGUCUUUGUAAGAAUUAGUCAUGAAUGUCUCAUAGGUUAAGCCUUAAUUAUAAUUAAAAUAAUUAGUGACUGUGCCUAAUAAAAUAGUAAUAAAAAAAUUAUUUCAUACUAUAAGUAGACAGUAGUUCUAGAAAAUGUUCUAGGACA